UGCCACAGCGCCCCCUGCCUGCGGUGGGCGGGACGGCGCGCUCCUCGGCCAGCAGCAAAUGGCUCUGGAGUUGGAGGCUCCUUUGUGUGAAGCAGCGGCGGCAGGCACACUCGCGGAGGAGCCCCACGCCGAGCGAGCCCGUGCUUUCCACGCUGCCUCGCGGGGGGGAAGCCCCACCAGAGCCUCGUCCCCCACGGCCGGACCGGAGCUUGCCCUCCAUCCCUUCCUUCCUUCCCUUUCCCAAGGCUGGGGAGAGAAAGACGCAGAAAGAGAGAGAGAGAGAGAGAGAGAGAGAGAGAACAGACGGGGAGGGAGAGAAAGGAAAGAAGAGAGCGAACUCUCCCCAAAGAAGUCCGCAAAGGGAAAAAAGAAGAAAACUCCGGGAAGUUACCUGCCCGGCGGGAGGAGACCUUGCCACCCCUUGGCUCCCUAUUUUGGGGGGAGAGGGGCAGGUUUUUCUCCCUCUCUCUUCCACGGAAGGGUUUUUGUUGUUGUUGUUGUCCUAAACUCAAAUCCUUUUGGGGAUUUUUCGGGUCCUGUUUUGUUGGGGUUUUUGUGCAUUGAUUUCCCCAACUCCUCUCGCUUUAUUAUUUAUUAUUUCUUCUCCUGCUUGAACAUCACCAAGAAAGAGGGGCAAGGGAAGGCGAGGAGUUGGGCUUGAUGUGCUAGUGUGCCAUGGACGUACGGUUCUACUCGCCGCCGCCUCCUCCUCCUCCUCCUCCGCCGCCGCCUCCUCCUCCUCCCGCUGCGCCCCCAUCCCAGGCUGCUGCCGCCACCGCUCCCGAGGCGCCUUGCCUGGGACCUUCGCCCUGCCUGGACCCCUACUACUGCAACAAGUUUGACGGUGAAAACAUGUAUAUGAGUAUGACAGAACCGAGCCAGGAGUAUGUGCCAGCCAGCCAGUCUUUCCCUGGUCCAAGUCUUGAGAGUGAAGAUUUUAACAUACCUCCAAUCACCCCACCUUCACUACCUGACCAUUCACUUGUGCAUUUGAAUGACACAGAAACUGGUUAUCCUUCACUUUGUCACCCUAUCAACCAUAAUGGCCUACUCCCAUUCCAUCCGCAAAAUAUGGACCUACCUGAAAUCACCGUCUCGAAUAUGCUUGGCCAAGAUGGAGCGCUGCUUUCAAACUCACUUUCUGUGUUGCAAAACUGGACUCACAUGGCAGCUGAAGAAUUUUCUAUGCAAGAGUUGCGGAAUACAGAAGGAGCUCAGUAUAGUUCCCAUCCACAGAUAGCUGCCAUGAGACCAAGGGUUCAGCCUGGAGAGAUGAGGCAGCCAGGAAUGAUGCCACAUGGUCAACUGACUACUAUUAACCAGUCACAACUUAGUGCCCAGCUUGGCUUGAAUAUGGGAGGAAACAAUGUUCCCCACAAUUCUCCAUCUCCUCCUGGAAGCAAGUCUGCAACUCCUUCACCAUCCAGUUCUGUUCAUGAAGAUGAAGGGGAUGAUACUUCAAAGGUCAAUGGGGGAGAAAAAAGACCUGCCUCUGAUAUGGGAAAGAAACCCAAAACUCCCAAGAAGAAGAAGAAGAAAGACCCCAAUGAGCCGCAGAAGCCUGUGUCUGCCUAUGCAUUAUUUUUCCGAGACACACAAGCCGCCAUCAAGGGCCAAAACCCAAAUGCUACUUUUGGCGAAGUUUCUAAAAUUGUAGCUUCCAUGUGGGAUGGCUUGGGAGAAGAACAAAAGCAGGUAUAUAAAAAGAAAACUGAAGCUGCUAAGAAGGAAUAUCUCAAGCAGCUAGCAGCUUACAGAGCAAGUCUUGUAUCCAAGAGUUACAAUGAACCUGUGGAUGUUAAGGUAUCCCAGCAACCUCAGAUGAUGAAUGCAAAGCAGUCUGUGUUCCAUGGAUCUACACAGCCUCAUUCAGCACUGUAUCUAAGCUCCCAUUACCACCAACAAGCAGGAAUGAAUCCUCACAUAACAGCCAUACAUCCUAAUAUUCCUAGGAAUAUAGCACCUAAGCCUAACAACCAAAUGCCUGUGACUGUUUCCAUAGCCAACAUGGCUGUGUCUCCUCCUCCAUCCCUUCAGAUGAGUCCUCCAAUCCACCCGCAUCUCAGUAUACAACAACACCAGCCACUUACAAUGCAGCAGUCCAUUGGGAACCAGCUACCAAUGCAGGUCCAGUCUGCUUUACAUUCACCUACAAUGCAACAAGGUUUUACUCUCCAGCCAGACUACCAGAAUAUUAUCAACCCAACAUCUACAGCUGCACAAGUUGUUACCCAAGCAAUGGAGUAUGUUCGUUCAGGGUGCAGAAAUCCCCCAACACAGAGUGUGGACUGGAAUAAUGAUUACUGCAGUAAUGGGGCCAUGCAGAGGGACAAAGCAUUGUACCUUACCUGAAAAUGUUAUGACGAAGCACCUCUUCUUUCCAGUGAGGAAUGCAGGGAAGUCUUUCCAUCACAGAUUGCAUCAUGCAGUCAAGGCAGUUCUGCAUUUAUUUAGAAAAUAUAAGUUGCUAAGCACUUAGGACUAUUUGAGCUGGUGGGUCAUUCACUCUGGGAAAAGAAAUAGUCUUGCUCCUUCCUCCACCCCUUCCCUCUUUCCCCAUUCCCUCUUUCCCCCCUCCUUCCUUCCUUCCUUCCUUCCUUCCUUCCUCUCCCCUUUCUCCUUCAACAUCCUUUAAUGGACAUUGCUUUUCUUCUUUAAGGAAGGAGGCUUGGACCAUUCUGAUAUUCUGUUGGUUUUUAUUUUUGCUGUGAAGUGCUGCGCUAGUAACUGCCUUAGCAACUGUAGAUGUCUUGGAUAAAAAGUCCUGGAUUUUCCAUUGGUUUUCAUAAUGGGUGUGUUUAUAUGAAACUACUAAAGACUUUUUAAAUGGCUUGAUGUAGCAGUCAUAGCAAGUUUGUAAAUAGCAUCUAUGUUACACUCUCCUAGAGUAUAAAAUGUGAAUGUUUUUGUAGCUAAUUGUAAUUUGAAACUGGCUCAUUCCAGUUUAUUGAUUUCACAAAGGGGGUUAAAUUGGCAAACAUUCAUAUUUUUACUUCAUUUUUAAGCAACUGACUAAUAGUUCUAUAUUUUCAAACUCUUUGAAAGAAAAAAAGGAAAAAAGUUAUUCCCAAAUGAAUUUAAUUAAACAGAAAUUGGCACUGUGUCCUUAGUUAUACAAAAAGAAAAGUCUAGUGUUGGGAAAAGAGCAAACACAUUUAUUUUGUACUGCCUAAAACUGCUUUUUUAUCACUUUAUGUGUAACAGUUAGUAAACGUCAUUUAUGUCCUCUUAUGUAUAAAACUGCCAAAAUGCUUUCUUGGUAUUUUAUUAGAUGCAGAAACAGAUUGGAAACAGCUAAAUUAUAACCUUUACAUAUGGCUAUGUAUUAUUGUUUCUUCAUACUGUGUCUGUAUUUAAUCUUUUUUUAUGGAAGCUGUUGCGCCUAUUUAUGAAAUAAUAAAUAUAGGUGUUUGUAAGUAAA
Molecule: messenger RNA, 3421 nt
Organism: Anolis sagrei ordinatus
Lineage: Eukaryota; Metazoa; Chordata; Lepidosauria; Squamata; Anolidae
Gene: TOX
Product: thymocyte selection associated high mobility group box
Biological process (GO): regulation of transcription by RNA polymerase II; leukocyte differentiation
Cellular component (GO): nucleus
Molecular function (GO): chromatin DNA binding
Source: RefSeq, a predicted model, not a curated record